AUGGCAACUCCUGAUGCUGCCUUCGAGAUCCUCAUGAAUGGGGUGACGAGCUGGGAUGUUCCCCCAACUCCCGUGCCCUGUGAACUGCUUCUGACUGGAGAGGCUGCCUUCCCGGUGAUGGUGAACGACAAAGGCCAGGUCCUCAUCGCUGCCUCCUCCUAUGGCCAGGGCCGCCUGGUGGUGGUGUCCCAUGAAGGCUACCUGGUGGUCCCUGGGUUGGCUCCAUUCCUUGUCAAUGCAGCGCGCUGGCUCUGCCUCACCCCGGGAGCUCCCAUCGGUGUGCACCCAUCCCUGGCACCCCUCGUGAGCCUCCUUCAGAAAUCUGGAGUCCAAGCACAAGUUGAGGCAGAACCAGGAGAGCCCUUGGGAGUUUUCUGCAUGAAUGCCUACAGUGACACCUUGACUGAGAAGCUGGUCCAGUUUGUGAAGCGUGGAGGGGGUGUGCUCAUCGGGGGCCAAGCCUGGUAUUGGGCCAGUCAACAUGGUUGUGACCAGGUGCUGUCCAAGUUCCCUGGGAACCAGGUGACAAGUGUGGCCGGGGUGUACUUCACUGACACCUAUGGGGACAAAGGCCGGUUCAAAGUCUCAAAGAAGGUGCCCAAGAUCCCACUUCAGGUCAGGUGUGGGGAGGACUUCAGUCGGCAUCAGCAGCAACUUCUGGAAGGGAUCCCAGAGCUGGACAUCCAGACCGGAGGCGUCCCUUCACAGCUGCUGGUGCAUGGAGCUCUGGCCUUCCCCCUGGGGUUGAAUGCCAACCUCGGCUGCUUCCUGGCCGCUGCCCGCUACGGCCGAGGCCGUGUGGUGCUGGCUGCCCAUGAGGGUUUACUGUGUGCUCCCAAGAUGGGGCCCUUUCUGCUCAACGCUGUGCGCUGGUUGGCCAGAGACCAGGCAGGAAAAGUUGGGGUGAACAAAAGUCUGAAGGGCCUGUGUGCCCUGCUGUCGGCAGGGGGUAUGGCCUGCAGCCUGGAGCCCCAUGUGUCCAGGGAACUGAGUGUCUACUGCUGCCCUGCAUACAGUGGCCAGGAGACCCGGGCACUUCAGGAGUUUGUGGCCGAGGGUGGGGGGCUGUUGAUCGGGGGCCAGUCCUGGUGGUGGGCCUCCCAGCACCGUGGCCACUCCGCUCUGGCCAGCUUCCCUGGGAACCUUAUCCUCAACCCCAUGGGCCUCAGCAUCUUGGCCCAGACCCUCAACCAGGGCUGUUUCCCAACGCCUACCCCCAAGAUGAGGAGUUAUCACUUCCGCAAGGCACUUGCAGCCUUCCAGGUGUCCUCGAGCAUGGAAAAGGGCUGGCUGGCCAGGCUGGGCACAGACAUUACAGCCUUCCUGCAGAUCCCUGCUAAAGGCAUUCCGGCCUACGCCUCCCUGCACCGGCUGCUCAGGAAGACCUUGCAUCAGGCCGGCCUCCCUGCCGUGAGCUCCAGCAACCCUGUGGCCAGUGACUCCCGCGAAGCCACGCUGCUCUGCCUGGCCACAGAGCUGGCCCACGCGGGCACUGACUGCUUCCAGCUGGCCCAGGGGCUUGGAAAUGGCACCUGCCCAUCCAGGCUUGAACACCCCAUCACUGUGGAGGUCAACGGAACCAACAGAGGCAGCGGUGACUCUUGGGUAAGCACCGGGCUCUACCUUCCGGAAGGAUACAAUGUGGAAGUCUCUCUCUCGGAAGCUGCCACAUCUGCUGGCCUGAAGGUGCAGGUGGGCUGCCACACUGAUGACCUGAGCAAAGCCAGCAAGCUGUGCCGAGCACCCGUGGUGACGCAGCAGUGCUGCAUGGACCAGCCCCAGCUCUCAGUCCCCUGCCUCUGGGGGGGCCUGCUCUAUGUCAUCGUGCCCAAGGGCAGCACUCUGGGCCCGGUACCUGUUACCUUCAGAAGGGCCGGGCCAGCCCCCUACUUCAAGCUGGGUCAGACAUCACUGGAGGAGUGGAGAAGGUGCAUUAAGGACAACCCAGCGCCCUGGGGAGAGCUGGCAACCGACAACAUCAUCCUGACUGUGCCCUCCUCUAACCUACGCACCCUGGAGAACCCUGAGCCCCUGCUGCACCUCUGGGACGAGAUGAUGGCUGCGGUGGCCAGACUGGGCGCCCAGCCCUUCCCCUUCCACCGUCCUGAGAGGAUCGUAGCUGAUGUGCAGAUCUCAGCGGGCUGGAUGCACUCUGGGUACCCUAUCAUGUGCCACUUGAAGUCGGUGCAGGAGAUCACCCAUGAAGCAGGCAUGAGGAGCAGUGGCCUGUGGGGACCCAUCCAUGAGCUGGGUCACAACCAGCAGAAGUCUGGGUGGGAGUUCCCUCCACACACCACGGAGGCCACCUGCAACCUGUGGUCUGUCUAUGUGCACGAGACAGUCCUGGGCAUCCCUAGAGCUCAGGCCCACCCUGCGCUGAAGCCUUCAGAACGGGAGAAGCGGAUCAGGGUACACCUGGGCAAAGGAGCUCCGCUAUGCGACUGGAGUGUGUGGACAGCCCUGGAGACAUACCUCCAGCUCCAGGAAGCCUUUGGAUGGGAACCCUUCACCCAGCUCUUUGCUGAGUACCAGACCCUCCCUUGCCUGCCCGGAGAUAACACUGGCAAGAUGAACCUGUGGGUGAAGAAGUUCUCCCACCAAGUGCAGAAGAAUCUGGUUCCGUUCUUCAAGGCCUGGGGCUGGCCGGUGCAGAAGGAAGUGGCCGACAGCCUGGCUUGCUUACCAGAGUGGCGAGAAAACCCCAUGAGAGUAGAUUUCCUUUCCCCAAAGUGA
Messenger RNA from Chrysochloris asiatica (Cape golden mole), 2733 nucleotides. It is a transcript of the gene FAM115C, whose product is annotated as family with sequence similarity 115, member C. NCBI's taxonomy places the organism in Eukaryota, Metazoa, Chordata, Mammalia, Afrosoricida, Chrysochloridae. The record is from RefSeq and is a predicted model, not a curated record. The transcript has 7 exons. Gene Ontology annotation, biological process: negative regulation of anion channel activity. The coding region runs from base 1 to 2733 and encodes 910 amino acids.